AUGACCUCAAGCCACACAGAAAAUGCAGCACCUGCCGUCUUUCGUGGUGUGAAUGAUGCGCCACGAGGAAGUGCCCAGCACCCAGCAGCAGUGUGGGAAGCGCACAAGGCUGAAAUACGGCGGCUUUACAUGAAUGAACGAAAACCACUCAGAGAAAUCAUCAGUAUCAUGGCUGGAAAGGGGUUUUGCGCAACACCACAUAUGUAUAAGAGGAAAAUAAAGCAAUGGGAGCUUGUCAAAAACAACAAUACACGCACUCGCCUACCACAGCGACCGAAACACAGCAGAGCCUCAACAGACGACGAGGAUGCGUGUGAUGACAAAGAAGGUUCGAGAUCACGAGAAACGGGAUCCACUCCAGCUGGAGAGACUUCCGGAGCACCUCACGGGUUGAUCCUUGCCAGCCCGCAGUAUGCGUAUGACCAUCAUCCAAUGACCAUUAUAUCCUUACCAGAUCCUAUCAAAUUCAGGCAAGGUCUAAUUGGCGGUUUUCGGCAGCUUCUCCUGCGCCAUUACAGUCUGGAACCUAUCCUGAACAGUGGAAUCGCACCGUAUCUUGGCCACAUUGUGAGCGAGUCGCGCCAAUCCAUCAAUGGAAUCAUCCAAUCAUCUUGGUUUUUUGCAGGCAAGCAAAACGAAGAUGGGCGCAAAUUUGCAGAAAGGGGCUUCAACACGCUCUUGGAUCUUUUUCGAGACCAAGACUUCUAUUCCUUGAUUUACCUGUUCAUCAGUCUUCCCCGACUCAAAGACUCUGGGUUGAUGCAGCUCCUUUGGAACUGCCUGGCUUACAACGCAAGCGACAGUAGGAUUUUGGGGAGGUCACACUCGUUGUCCAUUCUUCUUCAAUUGAUACGUGAUUUCUAUCAUAUCCGUGGUGCUGCCGAACUCACAUUUGCCGUCCAUGAUGCGAUGAAGGCAAUUUUCCAGAUUGUCGAGAGCAUGGACAACGUCGACGAUUUCGCCAUGACUUGGCUCAAGUGCGACUAUGCUUGGAGUAUGGCAGGCUUCGACUCUUUAUGGGUGCAGAAGGUAGAAAAGGAGAUAAUGUUUCUUCGUGACUCCUUGUGUGGAGAAGUAGGGCAGAGGGAGGUUCAGAUUUGGUCUGCCGCUAUGAGCCUCCAUCUCAAGUACGUUCAGCGCGUGGAGGACAACAGCAGUCCCUUGGACGAACUACGACCCGAAGAUUUUGUGAACAGCUUACAUUCGCUAGACGGUAAACCUUAUGAUAAGGAUACCCUCCAGCUGAUGUGUUUCCAGACUAUGAGCCAGUAUCAGCGAGCACUUUGGGCGAGUCGACAACUCGGCGGCUCUUCCACAAGUGCCCGAAUGGAGAGCUUCUCUCUCAUCGAUACAGCAAUUGACAAAAUGAACUCGCUUGUGGGACGAUCGAUCAAGAUCGACGAUAUUCGACGGCUGGAAAGCCAUCGUGGGCAAGCAGAUCGAUGGGAAGAGGUAGAGUCAGCGAAAAUUAAGUGGGUUAUGGGGUUGUGGAUGCUGCAAGAGUGA
Messenger RNA from Exophiala aquamarina CBS 119918, 1506 nucleotides. RefSeq lists its product as uncharacterized. The transcript is spliced from 2 exons. The coding region runs from base 1 to 1506 and encodes 501 amino acids. The record is from RefSeq and is a predicted model, not a curated record. NCBI's taxonomy places the organism in Eukaryota, Fungi, Ascomycota, Eurotiomycetes, Chaetothyriales, Herpotrichiellaceae.